AUGCCUCCGCCGGCCUAUAUGCGUUCCGGCUCGGAGGCCUCAUUUCCGUCUGCGAGCGAUAGUCGAGAAGAUACUAAUACGAUAAAUGUAACUGGUUUAAGAGAGAAGAAACUAUAUGCAUUGAUUGGAUGCUUAGCAAUUCUAGCUAUUUUAGCGCUUUUAUUGUUGAUUAUAAAUAUAAUGAUCAUAGUUUCACUUCAAAUGAGUCAUCAUGGAAUGAGAUUUCUAAAAUUUCAUAAUGUACAAAACCCAAAGACUGGAGAAUAUGAAAAGGUAGUACAGUUUGAUGGGAACUUUGUAGACCUUGGAUCUGUUGUGACAGAUGGUAGUGUUGCUGGAUACAAGGAUAAAGACCUCUACAUCCAAGGAUCGAGGGUA
Strongylus vulgaris is the source of this 378-nucleotide messenger RNA. NCBI's taxonomy places the organism in Eukaryota, Metazoa, Nematoda, Chromadorea, Rhabditida, Strongylidae. The record is from the annotation of a GenBank genome assembly.